AGAAGAUGUAUUUGCCAUUUUUUUUUUUUAACAAGAACAUGGAUUUCCCGAUAACGUUGUCUCUUAGCGCGCUACGAAGACUCUAAAGGUAGACCUUAACUGAAGAUAUACCGUUUCUAGGCGUGUUCCCCGAACUAUCCCUUAGGAGGCUGCUUAAGGUAUAUCUUCUUAAGUGCGACGUUAUCAGGUGCUGUCCAUGGCGGCGGUGCUGAACUGGUUGAUAUCGAUGGCUCGAGAAUCGACAGGGGCUGCUUCACUGCAUUAUGUGAGAAAUUAGUGUUCUUAAAGAAGCACUUCAGAAGUAGAAAUUGCAUUUAUCAGGACUCAUGGGAUGUUAUAAAAGUAAUCCAAAUUGCAAACUAAAUCUAUAUUGUAAUUUAUCCAUAUUCAUGGGGGCGCGGAGCCCCCAUCAGCGUGAGUUUAAGGCGACCGUUAUUUUAGAACAAAGUUUCAAUUCCUUGGAGACGCGUCAUGCAGCUGACAGACAUGUAGGCUAGGUAUCGCGUUUAUAUCGUUUUUUUUUUUUUUUUUUCUCAAAAUAUUCACAAACUUGUUAACUAUAUCAUGAAUUAUAUGAUAUAUUCCAAUUGUAAAAUAUGUGGAAGUGAAUGUGUUUUGUCACGCGAUGAGUUUGCACGGCAAUUCAGAGCUGUCGGAUUUACGAAAUGUUCCCCGAAAUACGUAAAAUGUGGCCGGUGAACUGGGAGAAGAAUAGAGUAAACUUUAUUGUUUCAUACACAAUGUGUAUCUAUGAAUAAAACACUUCGUCAAGUUAUAUAAUUGAAAGGGUUUAUUGUUGCAGCUUCCGUAGACAUCAUGGAAUUUGAUCAAACUAUAAAUGUCUUUUUUAUGCAGUAGCCUACUUAAUUCAAAUGUGCAUUUAAAUGUCUGAAACCUAAAAUAAACCUGAUGAGGUUAAAAACACCGAAUAGUUGUGAUACAUGACAAGCGCGGAGUGCGCGUCUGUCUCUGGAUCAGCGCUAAGGCACAUUUGAAUUUAGCAGUGAAUCUUUGCAUUUUAUUCUUUGCCAUAAUCCUAAUCAAACACUGCAUGUAUUACAGCUUCAGAAUUAUUUUCUUAUGGACUGUCAACAAUGAUAAGGUAUAGCUAAGAGUGAUCCAGACCAACCUUACGAAAGUAUGACUUACAGAAGGUAUACGGGAAACACGUAUUAACGUUAAGGUACAGCUUAAGGUAUAAUUUAAGAACGACGUAGAGUUAAGAAGGUUUCGGGAAAUCCAGCCCAUGUCUUAUGAGGAGAAUAUGAUGUAAUGGAUGUUACCCGGAAGAUGGCAGUAGUGCAAUACUUAUGGAUGCAAGCUGCCAUUAAACCUCAAAGAAGAAGAAGAAAUAGAAGUAAAAGAAGCAAAAUUCCGUAUAGGCAUAAGGUCGGGACUUUGCGCAACUCUCUUACAGUUACUCUUCUUUGGAAAUUAAUGUCUCUCGGUUUUUUAAUUUCGGAGAUAGUAGAAAGGCGGCUUUAGCGAUCAUACUGUAUGUUUACCUCGCCUGAGUCCAACUGGCCAGCGGUUCAUUACAUUUCUGCACAUACAAAAUAGUAACUAUGAGAUUUUGCUUUUCCUAAAACACAGCAAUAUUCGCAUAACAGACCUACAGUGAAGCUUCUCCAACAGCAAUAAAUGCUGGAGUAUUCCCAUCAGUCUACAAGUGAAGAAGACAGUUGAACAGUGAGAAUAUGAGUGAUCCAGAAUGCUGUCGAAUAAAACAGGAAGAUCCCGAAGAACAAAGCAGUGAUCCAGAUCCCUGCAGAAUAAAACAGGAAGAUACUGAUGAACUAAUAGACCUAAAGGAAGAAAAUGAGGAGAGUGAAGAUCUGAAUGGAGUGGAGGAGAAACAUCAUGUCAAAACGAAUGAAAUUAAAUUUGUACUAAGAGCCAACGAAAAUAAAAAGGUCACUUGCCCUCAGUGUGAAAAGAGUUUCUCAUGCAAACAAAAUCUUAACCGUCACAUGAUCAUUCAUACUGGAGAGAAGCCGCACACAUGCGAUCAAUGUGGGAAGAGUUUUACACAAAAAGACAAUUUAAAGAAACACAUGAAAAUCCACACUGGAGAGAAGCCAUACUCAUGUGAUCAGUGUGGGUGGAGUUUCACACAAAAUGUAGCCUUAAAGGAUCACAUGAGAACCCACACUGGAGAAAAGCCGUACACAUGUGAUCAAUGCGGGAAGAGUUUUGCAUACAGAAAUACCUUUAAACUUCACAUGACUAUUCAUAGUGGAGAGAAGCCGUUCACAUGUGAUCAAUGUGGGAAGAGUUUUGCACGAAAACGAAACCUUAAGGAGCACACGAGGAUCCACACUGGAGUGAAGCCGCACACGUGUGAUCAUUGUGGGAAGAGUUUCACGCAUUUAAGCGCUUUUAAAAUACAUGUGCGUUCUCAUUCUGGAGAAAGACCAUUUUACUGUGAUCAGUGCGGGAAAAACUUUUUUAGGGCAGAUUCCCUAAAGAGCCACCUUAAAGUUCAUUCAAAGGAGAAGCCUCAUGUGUGUUCUUUGUGUGGAAAGAGUUUUUCACAACUGACAGUUUUUAAAACGCACCAGAAAAGCCACAGUGGUGUGAAGGAUCAUGUGUGCUUUGAGUGUGGGAAGACCUUUAAAACAAUUUUUGAACUGAAACAGCACCAGAGAGUUCACACUGGAGAAAAACCUUACAAGUGUUCACACUGCGACAAGACGUUUCGUCAGUCAGGAUCUCUGAAAAUACAUGAAAAGAUCCACACUGGAGAGAAACCUUACAAGUGUUCGCACUGUGACAGGACAUUUCGUCAGUCCCGAUCUCUGAAAACACACGAGUGGAUUCACACUGGAGAGAAGCCGUAUCACUGCCCUCCAUGUGGGAAGAGUUUCACUUGUAUAUCUUCUCUACUUCGUCAUAAAAAAACAAAUGUCUGCAAUCACAUUAAGUAGUUCAUCUUCAGGUCCUGCACUUUCAAGUCUUCACCAAAUAUGUUGAGCAAUAUAAAUUCUCUCUUAGCCAGCCACAAUGAGCGACAGGACAAAGAAACAUCACCCAAAGUGAACAAAGUUCAUCUUCAAGACCAGCAGUUUCAAGUGUGAAACUGAGAUCAACUCAAAGAUUGACUUUCUCCCAAAAUAACAAUAUCUAAGAUUUUUUUUUCUUAUUGAGGCCGAGAGCUGUGAGAACGGUGCGAGGUCUCGAGUGUCUCACAGGGAAGCUCCGGUUUGAUAAAAGGAGGAGUGACGACAGUGAAGGACAAGAGUGAACUAGGCCUGGGACAUUUAUGUUAUGUUUUAUUAUGUUUUAUACGGUAGUCGUCCGUGAGGGGCUGCUGCUUUACUUUCGUUUUGUGUUUAUUUUGGUGUUUAAACAUUCGCCGGUUCCCGCCUCCUUACAUUAUCAACAAACCUUGCUACACUUAUUUUGCUUUAUGAUAUAAACUAAAUCAUUAUGCUUGUUAAUGGUUGUAUCAACCAGAUUUUAUUGUGUUGAUUCCAUGGAGCUCCUAAAGGGACAUUGUGAUUAAAGGAAAAAUAAGCUCUUGAGUUUGCUUCAAGACUGCGUAGCUGCUAAAGAUCGGUAAAGAUUGCAGAUCGGCCAGUAGUUGUUUAAUAAAAAAGGAAUUAAAACUCA
Ctenopharyngodon idella (grass carp) is the source of this 3612-nucleotide messenger RNA. Its product is annotated as zinc finger protein 501-like. The transcript is spliced from 3 exons. Bases 1698 to 2927 code for a protein of 409 amino acids. The record is from RefSeq and is a predicted model, not a curated record. Lineage: Eukaryota; Metazoa; Chordata; Actinopteri; Cypriniformes; Xenocyprididae.